GUUGCGGCUAACGUCGACAAACUUUGCAUCAAUGAUCUGUGAACUUCUUGCCGCAUUUGUGGAUCUGAUGGAAAAUAAGAAUGUUCUGAUGACUUGUCAAAAUACCGCAUUAAAACACUUACCAACUAUCAUUCCGCAUUUAUCCAUUCCUGGUGUCUUUGAUGUAGAGAAACUCACGUAUGGGUUGUUGCAUAAAUUAGUGAAUAUGAAUUUAUUUCGUAUUCUUUUGUGGAAAAUUUCGGUGAAAAUUUGUUUCAGCGACUUUCUCGUGCAGCUGUUGAUUAACCCUGGUGCGAAUAUUAGCGCAAGAUACCGUUUAAAUUUUGUUAGAGAUGUGGUUAACUCAGAUAUCUUUUUUAACAGUUCAAGCCGCGAGAACUUGCUACCCAAGAUUCUUGAUAAUGUCAUUAAUGAACUGGAAAGCAUGGAUUUUGAGAAGGCCAGGGAAGCGCACACAGAGCGCGGAAUGGUCGAAGAGUGUUCGAACGCGAGUGCGGAUAUCAUUUUCGAUAUACUGGAAAGACUUUUUCCUUCAGCUAACUUGAAUGAGGAGAAAGGAACUGAAGAAGAGUUGUAUUAUAUUAUUUCCAGAUCGUUUCGUACAGUUUUGCAAACGACAGUGGCCCUUAUAAAUGAAAAACUUCCUGCUGUAUCUGCUUUUUUUGUGUUGCGCUAUAGAAACAUUUUUGGGAGGCAUUACUGUUCUGCAUUUUGCGCCCUCACAGUCGCUCUUUUGGAUAAAAUGUCAGCCCAGAUGUACAAAAAUUAUAUUGAUAGUCUUACCACAAGAAUAGAUAAAUACGAUUUUUUAAUGGAAAUGGUCCACCUCUUUCGUGAUUUUAUUAACAAAUCGUCUUUUCCGUCUGCCUGGUUUCAUAUGUUUUGUCUUCAAAAUAAGGUAAUUUUGAAAACGAUGAGGUUUGUUAUGUCAACAAUGACUGAACACGCUGAAAACUUUGAUGCUGAGCUGUGGCGCGAAUACAUGUUAACGAUGGUUGCGUAUAGUACGCAGAAAGGUUUACAGAUUGGUUCGUCUGCUAUAAGCUUAAGACGAUCUCAGUUGCUUUCUUCACAGCCUGAUUUAAGGAGGAAAGCGGCCGCCGAUCUUCGAUCUGUGUGGUUCCGACUAUCUAUGACAAAUAAAAACAUCUACAUUCCCUCGCUGAUUGGAUCGUUUCUACAGGUGGCUUUGGUUGAUGAUGAUAUAGUUCGAGAAACCAUUAUCCCAAUAUUCUUUGAUAUGAUGCAGUGCGAAUUCUCAACUGUGCCAUUAGGAGAUUUUUCAAGAUUUGCUAGUGAAAUGAUUGUGCAACUAGACUGCCUUGUGGACGAAGAUAGAGGUUGUCAACGAUUUAAAGAACAGCUUUGUCGCAUUAUGAGAGAAAGAUGCUCUUCGGAUUCCCAACUUCGAGAUGAAGGUUGUAAGUUUGUUACAAAAUUAGGUACUUUGCUCCAGCAUUUAUUCGAGUAUCGCGAGGUCCGAACUAGCGGUUACAGUGUUGAAAAUGGUAUGAGCAGGACGGUGGAAUUACUUAAUUAUUAUAAAGAGAUUGGACAGCCUGAUCUGUAUAUAAAUUAUGUUUAUAAGUUAUAUGAUUUGCAUAUGCUGAGCAAUAACAAAGUGGAGGCUGCUUUUACCCUGUUGAAACACGCCAAGACGUUGAGUUGGACGGAAAGUGAGCUUCGCCCAGCUCUGUUGAAUGCACACCUAAAUCGUCACUAUGGCACUGAACGACAGCUAAAAGAAGCACUUUACGAAGAAGCGAUUGAUCUAUUUGACAGUAAAGAUAUGUGGGAAGAAGCCAUUUUAAUAAUCAAAGAAUUGGAAUCAGAGUACGGCAGUGGUUAUGAGUAUGCAAAAUUAUCUCAACUUUUGCAUAGGCUAGCGGGUUUGUAUGACAAGGUUAAUACCCAACCAAGAGUAAGCUGCACAUAUUACCUUGUUGGUUAUUUUGGGCUGGGGUUCCCAAAUUAUUUAAAUGGGCAGCAGUUCGUUUACCGGGCAAAUGAAUGCGAGGUUUUAUCUUCCUUUCAAAGCAGAAUGCUUUCAACGUUUCCCGAUACAACUUUGGUAACUUCUAUGGAUGAUUGUUCACAUCUUGCACAUGCAGAAGGAAGGCACUUGCAGAUAUUUCCAGUUGAGCCUGUAAGCGAGAUAUCUGCUAAUAAAAAUAAUAUUAACCGGCUGAUACUAUGGUAUUAUAAACACAACAGGGUGAGGCGAUUUGAAUAUCGUAGAGGUGAGUGCCGGAAGGGAACAAAAUGGACUAAUUUGAAAGAUAAAGAGAUCACUCGCUUAUGGGUUAUACGUCGUUACGUUAUUGUUAGAGAUUUGCUCCCCAACAUUUUGAAAUGGUCCCAAAUUGAAUGCUCACCUUUGGUAGAGGCUGUCAAUACAAUGCGAAAAAGUAAUGAUGAAUUAGAUGGGAUGGCAAAUAUCGUUUUAUUAGCCCCAGUGCAGUCAGCAGAUCCACUCGGCGGAAUGAUUCGUGGUAUUGUUCAACCAUUUGUGCAAGGAGGAAUAAAAAACUAUGAGGUGUUCUUUACAGAAGAAUGUGAAGCAGUAUUGAACGACGAGGAGAAAGAACUGGUUGAACAACUGAAAGAAUUAAUUAGGCAACAAGUACAAAUACUUGAGUAUGCUUUACAUGUAUAUGGUAUUCGUGGUCAGGAGGUGGAUCGCAACUUCUACGAGUCUCUUUUAACUUCUUUCCAAGAACAUAAGCGCGUUAUUGAGGAACAUCUUGGACCUGUUCCGUCUAGACUCAUCCCGAGUUAUGCUCUGAAUUUGCCUUCUACAAAUAUCGAUAGAAGAGUCAACAAUUUGGGAACAAUAAGCAGCCAAUCUGUUUCAAGUAUCACGGGAGUUUUUAAACGUGGAGGUCAGUAUACAACAAAAACUGGGAGGGCGACUCCAAGAAAAUCGGGUGGCUUUAAGGCGGAUUUGAAAAAUGUGAUCGAAAACAGUUUCACAAAAAGGAUUUCCACAGCAUCAGACAGGAGCAUAGAUAGCAUGCUCUCUGUGGAGCUCAGUCAGCUCUCUCAGCGAUCGCCGUUAGAUUUUCAACGUAUGGAUAGUUUAGUACGUACUCCGUCGUCCCCUGUAGUUGACUCCUCAGAAUUCAAAUUUUUAAGGCACAAAAAAUCUUUUCAACAACCGUGCCCACCACCUCUUCCUCCACGAGCAUCGUAAUU
This is a messenger RNA of Enterobius vermicularis (human pinworm), 3195 nucleotides long. Lineage: Eukaryota; Metazoa; Nematoda; Chromadorea; Rhabditida; Oxyuridae. The record is from the annotation of a GenBank genome assembly.